AGUCAUAAACACUCACUGAUUUUUCUCAUUGUGGCGAUCGAUAUCAGCCACCCACCUCUGAGAAGUUUUGUUCUUUAACGUCUCUAUGAAACUUUAGCUUUCGGGUUCUGUUUUUUCUUCUGGGUUCUGGUAUCUUUUGUUGUUUGUCGUUCUCGUUUUGUUGUCUGGUUGGGAAAGAUAAGGAGAGCCUGGCCUGAGACCUCGUACAGAAGUAGAAAGUUUAGCAUUGGGAAUGAAACGCUCAUGUUGUGAUUGCAGAAGGAGGAAUCGUCAUGUCCAAUAUACCUAAUUCUCUGUCCGAGGUUUGCCUUACUCUGUUUAGGUUAGCCAUGUGCUUGGCGGAUCCUUGGCCUUUUUCGUAAAAAAAUAGGAAAAAAAAUACUGGGGAUUUCGCGUUUUCGUCGUGUUUCGAGUUUUUUAAGGAAGGUUUGUUUGGUUUAACUGUGAUUCUUGGUUUUUGGGGGAUUGGGGGAUUGGGAGUGUGUUGUUUCUGGGUUUCCUGCGAAUAUGCGGCGGCUGGGGCGGGGGUUUUCGGUGAAGCAUCGGGUGACGACGCUUUUCCGGUGUAUGUUCCGGCGCCACCGUUGUUCGGGGAACUACCAGCGGCUGGACGCGGCGCCGCGGUUUCAGGGGAAGAUUAUCCACUCGGUCGUGAGCUGGACGCGGCGGUUGGGGACGAAGGCCAAGGCGAUUUGCUCCAAGGCGCAGUUUUCGGGUUACUUGCCGGCGGGGAAAGAGGCGGUGAGUGAGCGGGCGGCGGCGGUGCCGAAAGGGCAUCUGGCGGUGUACGUCGGCGGCGAGAAAGGCGAAGACUUCACCCGGGUUUUAGUGCCGGUGAUUUACUUCAACCACCCUUUGUUCGGCGAGCUUCUCCGUGAAGCGGAGAAGGAAUUCGGGUUCAACCACCCCGGCGGCAUCACCCUCCCUUGCCGGAUCUCGGAGUUUGAGCGCGUUCAGACCCGGAUCAUCAGGGAGAGUUGCGGCUCCGGCAGAAUGGUUUCCCGGCGCCGGUGAAGUGUUUGAUGAUGACGACGACGACGACAAAACCUUAAUUAAUUAAUGACAUUCCAUUUUUUGGGUGUUUAUUUUUAGUUUAUAUUUUUUUUUCCUUGAAUGAUAUCCAUCAGUAUUGUAAUGAUAAAUUAUUACUUUAUUAGUGAUGUAUAGUACAUAAGAAUAUAUAUAAGAAUUCUCCACCUUUUUU
Molecule: messenger RNA, 1204 nt
Organism: Ipomoea nil (Japanese morning glory)
Lineage: Eukaryota; Viridiplantae; Streptophyta; Magnoliopsida; Solanales; Convolvulaceae
Product: auxin-responsive protein SAUR36-like
Exons: 1
Coding region: 508-1014 (168 amino acids)
Biological process (GO): response to auxin
Source: RefSeq, a predicted model, not a curated record